Molecule: messenger RNA, 4113 nt
Organism: Equus quagga
Lineage: Eukaryota; Metazoa; Chordata; Mammalia; Perissodactyla; Equidae
Gene: GEN1
Product: GEN1 Holliday junction 5' flap endonuclease
Exons: 14
Coding region: 481-3207 (908 amino acids)
Molecular function (GO): four-way junction DNA binding; 5'-flap endonuclease activity
Source: RefSeq, a predicted model, not a curated record
UCUGGUCCCCAGUAAUGAAAUUCCUUCCAUCAAAGUCUCCCUUUGACUUCUAAAGAUUAUCAAAUAUAUGUUUCUGUUGUGGCUCUUGACGUGAUACAGUGAGAAGUAUGACAUCGUCAAAAUAGAUUAAAACACCACAACAGCUGGCCUAAGUGGUCCGUGUUGGUAAACAAUGGGAAAGGCAGUUCAGAGGUCUCUGCUUAGAUGUCACUUCCUUUAGGAAGCCUUCCUUGAUGCCCUACACUAGGCAAGGUACCUCUCUUUCUAUCUACUCAUAGUUCAUUCACCUUACCUCUGGGCCUGUGCUUGUCACAUUGUUCUAAUUCCCCUUUUAUCUCUAAUCUCACCAAGAUCCUUAAAUGGAGGGCUCGAUCUUUCAUUAUUGCAUCUCCAGCCCCUAGAAGAGUUCCUGGAAAAUAAGCGUUUAAUAAAUAUUCAUUGAUAACAAUGUGUUUCAAAUAAGCGCAGUUAAUCACCAGAAUGGGAGUGAAUGACUUGUGGCAAAUUCUGGAGCCCGUUAAGCAGCACAUCCACUUGCACAGUCUUGCUGGGAAAACCAUUGCAGUUGAUCUGAGCCUCUGGGUAUGUGAAGCACAGACAGUCAAAAAAAUGAUUGGAACAGUCUUGAAGCCCCACCUCAGGAACUUAUUUUUUCGUAUCUCAUAUUUAACGCUAAUGGAUGUAAAACUGGUGUUCAUUAUGGAAGGGGAACCCCCAAAGCUGAAAGCUGAUGUCAUAAGCAAGAGGAAUCAGAUUCGGUACGGGCCUUCUGGAAAAACAUGGUCUCAGAAAACAGGAAGAUCACAUUUUAAAUCAGUCUUAAGAGAGUGUCUUGACAUGGUGGAAUGCUUAGGAAUUCCCUGGGUCCAAGCUGCUGGGGAAGCUGAAGCCAUGUGUGCAUACCUCAAUGCCAGUGGCUACGUAGACGGCUGCCUCACCAAUGAUGGAGAUGCUUUCCUUUACGGGGCCCAGACUGUUUACAGGAAUUUCACUAUGAAUACCAAGGACCCACAUGUUGACUGUUAUACAAUGUCAUCUAUCAAGAGUAAACUAGGUUUGGAUAGAGAUGCUAUGGUUGGACUAGCAAUACUGCUUGGCUGUGAUUAUCUUCCAAAGGGAGUUCCUGGAGUUGGAAAAGAGCAAGCGUUAAAACUAAUACAGAUUUUGAAAGGGCAAAGUUUACUUGAAAGGUUUAAUCAGUGGAAUGAAAAAUCUGGUUACUCUAAUCCACAACCACAAGUCAUUAAAAAACUGGCUCAUUGCUCUGUGUGUUCCCAUCCAGGUUCACCUAAGGAUCAUGAGCAUAAUGGAUGCAAAUUAUGUAAAACUGAUCGAUAUUGUGAACCACAUGAUUAUGAAUACUGUUGUCCCUGUGAGUGGCACCGUACAGAACAUGACAGGCAGCUGAAUGCAGUAGAGAAUGGUAUUAAGAAAAAAGCUUGCAGUUGUGAAGGAUUCCCAUUCCCUGAGGUUAUUCAAGAAUUCCUUUUGAACAAGGAUAAAUUGGUGAAGGUAAUCAGGUACCAAAGGCCUGAUUUACUGUUGUUUCAGAGAUUUACUCUUGAAAAAAUGGAGUGGCCCAAUCACUAUGCAUGUGAGAAAUUGUUGGUGCUUUUAACCCGCUAUGACAUGAUAGAAAGAAAGCUUGGUAGAAGGAACUCUAAUCAAUUACAGCCAAUUCGAAUUGUUAAAACCCGAGUCAGAAAUGGAGUUCAUUGCUUUGAAGUAGAAUGGGAAAAGCCUGAACAUUAUGCUAUAGAAGAUAAAUAUGGAGAAUUGGUUCUGCAAACAAUAGAAGAAAAAUCAUUGUUUGAGGCAGCUUACCCUGAGAUUGUUGCUAUUUACCAGAAACAGAAAUUAGAAAUUAAAGGGAAGAAACAAAAAAGCAUGAAAAUUAAACCUAAAGAAAACAAUUUGCCAGAACCAGAUGAUAUGAUGAGUUUUCACUCACACAUGACUUUAAAACCCACAUGUGAAAUCUUUUCUAAGCAGAGUUCCAAGUUACGUUUGGAAGUUUCCCCUGAUUCUACAUUAUCCCAGGAAUCUAUUUCUGCAUCAUUGAAUAGCUUGCUUUUACCUGAAGAUGCUCCCUGUUUGAAUACACAACAACAGUUAAUGUCUUCUGCAAGACCUUUGGUUAUGCAGCAAAUUAAAGCUGUCAGUAAAUCUCUAAUUUCAGAAUCUAGUCAACCCAGUACCUCUUCUCAUAAUAUGUCGGCAAUUGCUGAUCUACACUUGAGCACCAUUGACUGGGAAAGUACUUCUUUUAGUAAUUCUCCAGCUAUUCCAAGGAACGCUUUCUCUCAUGGUUUAAAAUCAGAGCUUGAAACAGCCAUCCCUGAUAGCUUUAAAAAUAUCCCAGGACAAUUGUCAUGUGAAUCAGAGCAGAACACCACAAACAUCAGUAAAGUGUUGGAUUGGGAUCUUCGAAAGUCUGAUCCUGAAGAGCGUCUACUUUCUGGCAUUACUGAUUUACAUCUUCAGGAUUUGCCUUUAAAGGAACGAAUACAAGUAAAAUCAUCAUAUCCUCAGGAGAAUAUACAACCAGAUGUUGACCUAAAAACUUUAUCCCUACUUACUGUAAAAGAAGCUUGUAUUGCUAACAGUAGUUCUGAUUAUCUGUCACAUCUUUCAAAGGAUAUUCUAGGAAUUCACUUACAAAAUGAAUCUAGAAACUCUAAAGUUCUAAAAGGAGACCAGCUGUUUCAAGAAAACUAUGAAGUGAAUACUUCUAUACCUUAUUCCAUCAAUAACCCAGUAGUAAAGACCUCCAGUGUUAGAGGUGGACUACCAAAUACUGCCUUAGAUCAUAGUAGAAAAGUUGAUGUGCAAACCACUCAGAAAAUUGUGAUGAAGAAAAGCGUUUGCCUUGAUAGACAUUCCUCUGAUGAAGAAAAUGUCCCAGUGUUUGAGAAAGCUAAGUAUACAACUCACAAAAUGAAGCACAAUUCUCAGAAGCAUAACUCAGCCCAGUUCAAGAAAAAUGAUGUCAACAAAUUAACUAACUCUAAGAUACGUAUUAAAGAAACUGAACAGUGUGUCCAGGCUUAUAAAACAGCUGGAAAUGAAGAAAACUGUUUCCCAGUGGCAGAGAAAGAGUCUCUGAAUUUUCCACAGUGUCAUAAGGAAAAAGAAGACUCUGGUGCUUGUUCGGAUAGUCCUCUCCCUUUAUGUCAGAGAUUAAAACUGAGGUUCCAAAACACUUGAAAUGAAAUUAAAAAUAUUUAAGUAUAACUUAGUAUUCUAGUACAAUCGACAUUGGCAGAGGCAGAGGCAAGGUGUCUAGUUAAUGUUUGGUAGAAAAAUGUAAUGUGGUUCUAUAUGUCACGAGACGCUUUUGCCUAAAAUUUUAAUCAAAAUUGUAAUAAAAAAUGAUACGUAAAACUUUGGUUUUAAAAGAUGAUCCUUUGUGGUGACAAUUUGAGAUAAGUAUAUUUUUAAAACAUACUUUUCCCAUUUUGUAUAUUAUUGAUUAUUUUUUAGUUAGAGCUUUGAAAUGUUAGUACAGUACCAGACAGAGUAGAUGCUUCAUCCAUUUGCUCACUUCUACUCAUUUCUUCCACAAGCCUCUGAAGUAUUUAUUUAUAUUCCAGCUUGCUCCCAAAAGGAUACUUCUUUAUAAUUGUCUUCAUUCUCACAAUGUCUUCUAUUGUGCCUUUCCUGAGAGUUAUGUUUUCUCUCAAUGUGAAGAUAUUUUUAAUGUGCUCUUCCAGUUUUGGUAACCUUAUUCUCUUUUGUGAGGGGCAAAAAUGGAAAAAGAGAAGAUGAUCAAUAUAUGUAGCAAAGAUCAUAGUUUUAAAUGGCUGAAUAAACUGAGAAAAGCUAUUACUUAUAUAUCCCCAGAAAUUCAUAGGUGGGCCAAAUGGAAAAAGAUUUGGAAAAUAAAAUGUCUAACCAGAAGAGGGUUAGAAACUUUCUCAGGAUCACACAGCUAAUUAAUAUUGGUGUAGGAUUGCCUCCCAAUUCAUUGGUUUUUCUGUUUUCUUUCUCUUCUAUAGCAAUUUUUUCUUUCCAUUACUCUUGGUUUAGAAAUGAAUCUACAGGGGCCAGCCUGGUGGCAUAGUGGUUAAGUUCAUUGUGCUCCGCUUCAGCAGCCCAGGUUCACAGGCCCAG